GCGACAGGAGCGUUUGGGUGGGGCCGCAACCUCCAAAUCACUUGGGCUGACUGAUCCGCGUCACAAACCAUCCUGUACUUAAGAAGAGCUUCCCCACGGCCGACUUCCAAGUAGUCUGCAUCUCAAUCAUCUUUCUACUCCAAAUCACACCAAACCAUACAUCCAACUUCGCCCUAGCUCCUUGGAUUUCAAGAGCUGUCUUCAGCCUCCUUUUUCAAAUUCUCUCAAUCCACCAAAACUCUCAAUCAAAAUGACUGGACGCGGAAAGGGCGGCAAGGGUCUCGGAAAGGGUGGUGCUAAGCGCCACCGUAAGAUUCUUCGUGACAACAUUCAGGGUAUCACAAAGCCCGCAAUCAGGCGUCUGGCGCGUCGUGGUGGUGUCAAGCGUAUUUCUGCUAUGAUCUACGAGGAGACGCGUGGUGUUCUCAAGUCGUUCCUUGAGGGUGUCAUCCGUGAUGCUGUCACCUACACCGAGCACGCCAAGAGGAAGACUGUUACGUCGCUCGACGUUGUCUACGCUUUGAAGAGGCAGGGCCGCACCCUGUACGGUUUCGGCGGUUAGACGCGUUUUUCCUGUUCACGACUCUUCUUUUU
Messenger RNA from Pyricularia grisea, 594 nucleotides. RefSeq lists its product as uncharacterized. Bases 251 to 562 code for a protein of 103 amino acids. Gene Ontology annotation, biological process: nucleosome assembly. Gene Ontology annotation, molecular function: structural constituent of chromatin; protein heterodimerization activity; DNA binding. Gene Ontology annotation, cellular component: nucleosome. The transcript has 2 exons. NCBI's taxonomy places the organism in Eukaryota, Fungi, Ascomycota, Sordariomycetes, Magnaporthales, Pyriculariaceae. The record is from RefSeq and is a predicted model, not a curated record.